This is a messenger RNA of Ilex paraguariensis (yerba mate), 993 nucleotides long. The record is from the annotation of a GenBank genome assembly. NCBI's taxonomy places the organism in Eukaryota, Viridiplantae, Streptophyta, Magnoliopsida, Aquifoliales, Aquifoliaceae.
AUUCGUACAGUGCUACUAAAAAAACAUAUAGGACAAAGAAAACCAUGAAACAAGUGAAAGUUUUUUGUCGGAACGUUGAAAAACAAACGAAAGUUGAAAGAAAGAAUUGCGGCAUCAUGAAUCACAUUGUUUUGUAAACGAAAGUGAAAGCCAAACGCAGAACAGAACGAAAGAAACAGGUCAACGACUGACACACACAUUCACGGAAGGCACAUCGCCGAUUCGCCAUGGCAACAGCUUCUUCAAUGGCACAGGCCCUGGUAUUGCCUGGACUCUUCACGGGCUCGUCUUACUCUCACUGCUCUGCUGUGCCUAUGCGUCGUCUUCCACCUCGCACUUCUCCUACUUCAUCGUUCUCAGCUUCUUACAAGCCGCACUUCUCAACUAAGAUCAAGAGAUUGUCCCUUUUCAAGAUCAAAGCCUCUUCUUCAGAAGAGACAUCUGAAUCUGUUGAAGGUGGGGAGGUAUUCUCGAAUCUGAAGGACAAGUGGGAUGCAAUUGAGAACAAGUCCACAGUAGUACUCUAUGGAGGUGGGGCGGUAGUUGCUGUUUGGUUGUCUGCUGUCAUUGUUGAUGCUUUCAACUCAAUCCCAGUGUUUCCAAAAAUCAUGGAGGUGGUUGGGCUUGGAUACACUGGCUGGUUCAUUUACCGUUACCUUCUCUUUAAGUCUGGCAGAAAAGAACUAGCCAGUGACAUUGAAGACUUGAAGAAAAAAAUUGCUGGAAAUGAAUAGAGCACAUCAAUUGUGCAUAUCUUUUGAUGGCCUACUUUUGAGCAUUUAUCAAUACCAUAAUGAAUGUCUCCCUGAAAACACGAGGGGUUAUGUAAUGUAUGCAGUGACUAUUUUUCUCAUUUCUUUCUGUAGCAAUCUGAUAUCUUUCAGCAGUGAUAAUGAAAGAUAUGCCUCAGAAAUAGAUUCAAAUUCAUUGCACACUUGCCUCUGCUUAAGUUCGUGUUUGAUUCCAUUGAGAUUAAGGAUCCGAUAAUCCGAU